GAAUGUUGUGUGUUUGGCGUUCACAUGCACACCAAGCCCAUGUUUAAAUUUAUACGUCUCCAUACCUCAGUUUAAUUGAGUUUAGUGGACGGUGGACCCGUACAUUAACAUUUUUCCAUAAUAAAAUAAUAAAAUUUAGAAAUUGUUUUUUUCACUUCAGUUCAUCACCGGAAUUGUGACUGGAUACAUCCAAAUUGAGUACAAACAAAAAUAACAAAAAAAAAUUAUAAUAAUAAAGUCGACUUUAAAAGCGAAAAAAGUAAAUAAAAUUGUUGGAUAUAAAGUUGUACCGAGUACACAUCAAUAAGCACAGUUCUGUUUUGUAACCGUUUCUGGUCGUGCUGUUACAUUAUUUUUGUUUAUUAAAAGUCUCUAAACGUCUCUUCAAAUCAAACAGAAAUGAGUACUUCAUUAACGAUGUUAAUUGCAUUGUUCGUUUUCAUAAUUGGUGCAACCGCGCAAAAGGUUCCCGUCAGCGUUUACUAUGAAUCGCUGUGCCCAGAUAGUCAGGCAUUCAUCACUGAGCAAUUGUAUCCGGCUAUGAGGUCACCCAUUGGUCGGUUUGUCGAUUUAAAGCUCGUUCCAUAUGGUAAAAGUAAUUAUACCACUCAAGGCUCGGAUACAAUUUUCACAUGUCAUCAUGGACCAAAUGAAUGUUUUGGAAAUAAAAUCCAUUCAUGUGCAAUUGAACAUAUCCAAGUUAACUCGUAUCAAAAUCAACAUAAUAGAGAAUCGUUGACUUUGGAGUACGUGAACUGUUUGAUGCAAUUGACCAAAAAUUUCGCCGAUCAACUAUACCCCGGUAAACGGUGCGCCCAGCAAGUUGGUGUAGAAAAUUGGGAUGUGAUUGAGGCGUGUGCUAACCAAACGGAGGGAAGUAAAUUACUGCAAAAGAACGGUGAACUCACCCAAAGUUUGAAUCCAUCACUGACGUCGGUACCGACAAUCACCUUCAGACAUCAACAAGACGAAACACAAGCUCUAGCUCUGAUCAAUUUCCGUUCAGCUGUAUGUAAGAAAAUGCUGUCACCGUUGCCGCAAGAGUGUACAAAUCUACCGAACAGUGCUACAGAUAAAACAGCCACUAGUGCUCUAAUCGCAAUUAGUUUCCUAACUUUUGUUUUUGCAUUGAAACAUUAGGGGGAGGGUCAGUGGACCGUAGGUGUUUCGUUAAUACGUUUUUCAGUUUGAGAAUUGUAAAAUAAGAUGUUGGCAAUAAAAAGUUUCAUUCCGUCCAAGCGAAAA
Molecule: messenger RNA, 1245 nt
Organism: Bradysia coprophila
Lineage: Eukaryota; Metazoa; Arthropoda; Insecta; Diptera; Sciaridae
Gene: GILT1
Product: Gamma-interferon-inducible lysosomal thiol reductase 1
Molecular function (GO): oxidoreductase activity, acting on a sulfur group of donors, disulfide as acceptor
Source: RefSeq, a predicted model, not a curated record